Molecule: messenger RNA, 1413 nt
Organism: Salvia miltiorrhiza (redroot sage)
Lineage: Eukaryota; Viridiplantae; Streptophyta; Magnoliopsida; Lamiales; Lamiaceae
Product: glucan endo-1,3-beta-glucosidase, acidic-like
Exons: 1
Coding region: 411-1316 (301 amino acids)
Biological process (GO): carbohydrate metabolic process
Cellular component (GO): plasma membrane
Molecular function (GO): hydrolase activity, hydrolyzing O-glycosyl compounds
Source: RefSeq, a predicted model, not a curated record
UAAAAAAUGUCUUAAAUAUACGGAAUGUCCAAAAAAAGUUUUGUGAUAUAUUGAAACUAUAUAAUCUAUGAAAAUAUUGUUCGUUAUUAUUAGUAUUAUGCUCGUAUUUUAAUAAAAAAAAUACCUUAAAUAUACAGAAUGCCCAAAAAAAAUUUCUCGGGGGCGGUACAAGUUCAGCCCCCCGAACUUAAUUCCUGGCUCCGUCCCUGACGCAAUCCUAUGUUCUGUAAAUCUAUCAUAUCACCCAUAGUAUAUUUUUAAGACAAUAAAGCUUAAUCUUCCACAUCAUUUAUGAGUUUGUGGUAAGCGAUGCAGCUGCGCAAAUCGGAGUCUGCUACGGUAGAAACGGCGGAGGAUUGCCCCCUCCAUCCCGAGUCGUGGCUCUAUUCAACCAAUACAACAUCAAAAGAAUGCGAAUUUACGAUACUGAUCCCGCCACCCUCCAAGCCCUCCGCGGCUCCAACAUCGAGCUCACCGUCGGAAUCCUAAACGCCAACCUCCAACAAAUCGCCGCCAGCCAAGCCAACGCCGAUUCCUGGGUUCAAACCAACAUCCGCAGCUACGGCGACGUCCGCUUCCGCAACAUCAUAAUCGGAAACGAAGUCAGCCCGAUCCGGCCCGAAACCUCCCAGUACGUGCCGUUCCUCCUCCCCGCCAUGCGCAACAUCCGCGCCGCCAUCAACGCCGCCGGCCUCGGCCAGAUCAAGGUCACCACGGCCGUGGAGACCGAGGUGUUGGACCCCGCCACCAACUUCCCGCCGAGCAAAGGGGAGUUUCGGGCCGAGGUGAAGCCGUUCCUGGACCCCAUCGUGGCGUUUCUGGUGGACACCGGCGCCCCUCUGUUCACCAACGUAUACCCAUUCUUCGCCUACAUGAACAAUAUGGCGCAGAUCUCUUUCAAUUACGCCUUCCUGCAGCCGAAUAGCGGGAUCAUCGCCGACGGAGUGUACUACGACAAUCUCUACUACGCGCUGCUGGACACCAUGAACGCGGCUCUGGAGAAGAGCACUGCCAGAAUGUUCGCUCCGGCGCAGAACGGGCCGAGGAAGCCGCCGCCGGAGCAGGGCGGGGGAGAGACCGGCGCGUCGACCGACGGGGGGACGGAUGCGACUGCUAGUAUUGAAAAUGCGAGGAUCUAUAACAAUAAUUUGAUUCGGGUUGUCAAGAAUGGGACGCCGAGGAGGCCUAAUAAGCCCAUCGAGACCUAUAUAUUUGGUAUGUUUGAUGAGAAUGAGAAGCCCGGCCCGGAAAUUGAGAAGCAUUUCGGCCUGUUUUAUGCCAACGGCCAGCAAAAAUACCCCAUCGAUUUUAGCUAAAUGGCUAACUUAGCUGUUGUAAUCCUUGAAUAAUUGUAAGGGCCUUUGCUCUGUAUGUCUGUGCAACAAUUAUGAUAAUAAGAAAGAUUAUAGAUAA